AUGAUAACUACACCGAAUAUCAUUGAUUCUAAAUUUUAUGAGUCAUAAAAUGGCAGUCAUGCAAAUUAAUAAGAACAUGAAGAAUUCAAAUAAAUUUUACUUAAAUUAUGGAUCUAGAUCUCGAGAUCUUUUAAUGAAGACUUUGAAGAAAUCUUAUAACUUGGUAUCAAUUCAGAUAUCUAAGAUGUCAUAAAUGCUAUACUUAUAAUUGAGGAUGCAAGAUUAGAACAAAUUAAAGUAUAAAAUUAUUUUAUAUUUUUAGAGUGAUCGAUAAUAGAUUUAACUUCUCGAAAAUGAAAUAAAUUCUAUAAAAGUAUAAAUUAGAACUAACAAUACAAAUGAUGAAUUAAAAGAAACUUAAAAACAAUAUAGAGAAUUAAGUGAACUUGUAAUUUCAUUGAAAUAAUCAAAUGAAGAAAAAGAUCAUUAAAUUUAAGAAUAAACAUAACAAAAUAUGAAACUGUAGAGUGAAAUAAAUUUAUUAACAUCUAAAAUUAAAAAUUUAUAAUAAGCUUUGGUUUAGAAUAAAGAAGAAAAAAUUUAAUAUAUGGAGUAAUCUUAAAAAUAGAUUAAAUAAUUAAUGGAAAAAGAUCUAUAAUAAAGUAAAAUGAUUUAAAUACUUUAAAUUUAAAAAAUAGAAUUAGAAAACAGUCUCAAAAAAACAAGUCAAAGAAAUUCUAUAGAAUCAUCUAAUCAUUUAGUAUCUCAUAAUUAAAGAGAAGAGGAUCAAACAAGAAUUUUAAGUUGUUCACCAAGUACGAUUUCAACAUAUUUUUUUAAGGAACCACUCAUAUUGAUAUUUCUAAAAUUGUUUUAUAAAGUCUACAAAGCAGCAAAAAAGCUGAAAUGGUUUCUGGAUAAUCACUUUCAUAAAUUCCAUACAGAUUUGGAAAAUGA
Molecule: messenger RNA, 897 nt
Organism: Paramecium sonneborni
Lineage: Eukaryota; Ciliophora; Oligohymenophorea; Peniculida; Parameciidae
Source: the annotation of a GenBank genome assembly